Messenger RNA from Panicum hallii, 3064 nucleotides. RefSeq lists its product as uncharacterized. NCBI's taxonomy places the organism in Eukaryota, Viridiplantae, Streptophyta, Magnoliopsida, Poales, Poaceae. Gene Ontology annotation, biological process: regulation of DNA-templated transcription. Bases 72 to 2645 code for a protein of 857 amino acids. The transcript has 10 exons. The record is from RefSeq and is a predicted model, not a curated record. Gene Ontology annotation, molecular function: DNA-binding transcription factor activity; protein dimerization activity.
CCUCAGCGCCCUUCGCUUCCAUUCGCGCGUCAUCGUCGCUCGCGUCGUCCCCGGCCGGCGUCCGGAAACCGAUGGAGGCGGCGCUGGGGGCGCUGUGCCGCGCCGGAGGGUGGUCGUACGCCGCCGUCUGGCGCUUCCAUCCCCACGACCCUAGGUUGCUUACAUUGGGGGAGAGCUACUGUGAAGAUGAGGCUAAAACACUGGUUGAGAAGAUGCUCAAUCAAGUUCAUAUUGUUGGGGAAGGCAUCAUAGGAGAAGCUCUAGGAAGCGGAGAGUGUCGAUGGAUUUACGAUACUACUUGCCAUGCGUUGAAUCAGACAAGCCACGCAGAUAACCAAGACUUAUUGGAGAUACUUGAUUUUAACAAAUGGAAAGCUUCCCUUCUUCAGGAUUAUACGUGGUGGCAACAUCAAUUCCUGAAUGGAAUAAAGACUAUUGCAGUACUACCUCUCCGGUUGCAGGGACUGGUGCAAUUUGGUUCCGUUCAGAAGGUUCCCAGGAACUCAGAUUUUCUGAAUCAGGUCAGAAAUAUAUUUGAUCAGAUGAAGAACACUUCAAGGGAUGGUUCAAUGGAGUAUACCCGAAGCAAUUCUCUUGCAUGUGUUCAGCAACCUAUCCUCACUUCCUCGAGAUCUGCAAAUGACAUUCUCGUACAUAACAAGGUCAACCCAUUGAAAAGUGAGAAGCUUGAGGAGAACAUAGAGAGAACAGAAUCUAUAAGGAGUUCGAUCUGUUCUCCAAGCAAUUCACAGAGAUCUUUAAAUGAUUUUACCCCGCAUGGUACUGGUAACAGCAGUAUGGAUACUCAUAUAUUGGCCAUGCCUGUUAACUCCAAGUCUAUAUAUGAGCUCGAAGGAUUUGAUAAGGUCACCAACUUCUUUCAUCAAAAUGCUAAUGUCAGAACUCAAGUUCAAGUCAACUCUAGCAAAAUGCCUGAUUCUAUUAUCGCCAGUAUAAUGUCAGCGUACCAAAGUUCGAACAAUCUUCAUAGCAUAACAAAGGAAUCAUCUGGUCAGAACAUGCCAGAAUAUCCCCAAUACCUUUACACUACAACCAACUCUCCAAAUUCCGGCCUUGAUGAACUUUGUUAUUCCAGUGCUGGUUUCUCAUCAUCGCUUACGAUCGUAUCCGAAAAAUCCACAAACUACCUCCAGAAUGAGAGUGACAAGUUGCUGUAUAAAUCCGUAUCAUCGAGCAGCAACCCUUGUGUUUCUGAAAUCCAAGGAAAUUGCCUCACGCCACAUCAUGUCCCCGUGCAUAAACAAUCUCUGAUACCUGGUCCUGGAGAAUGUGGGAGGCUCCUCUCACCUGAAGAAUCUUUUAUUGUUCAAAGUGACUCAAUGCAAGUGAAGGAUACCACCAAUUCUACAUGCCAGACUAAUAGUACCUGUCCUGAAUUACCAAAUAGACCGCAUGAGGAAGCUACUGCAGGAACAUCAGACAUUAACAUGAAGGAAUGUAGUGGAAACAACAGUCUGCUAGAAAGUAUGAUGCUUGACCCAAGCACUAACAGCUUUGUGCAAGAUUGGUGGGAUGAUAGUGUUCUACUGGCAGGAAACCUUCCAAAUUUAGGCAACAUACGCUCAGAUUCUGCUAUAGAAUUGGCCAGUAAGCAUCCAUUUUCAAGUGGGGAGAGAGGCCUACCUUCCAUAUGUGCUGUCGAACAAUUUUUCGGUGUUGGUGCGCCUCAACCUGCAGGACAUGGUCCACUUGGGGCUGAAGCUAAUCCUUUAUCUGGCUAUGUUUCAGAUUAUCAGCUACCUCAGUUUCCUUUUCGAGACUGCAUAACAGCAUACAAUGCACAAGUCCCGUCAUUGGCCUCCAGCAGCCAUACAUCUGGAAAUGUCCAAAAUGGCUCUUCAAAGGAAACUUCAGUGCCACCAGGAAACAUAUCUGUGGAUGACACCUGCAGUUUCAACACAGCAAAUUCUAAGGGCAGUCAGUCGAACAAUCCUGAGGGAGUGAAGGUUGCCAAGAAAAGAGCUAAAGCUGGUGAGAGCACCCGGCCUAGACCAAAAGACCGACAACUGAUACAAGAUCGUGUCAAAGAAUUACGAGAGAUUGUUCCUAAUGGUGCAAAGUGUAGCAUUGAUGCUCUAUUGGAGCGAACAAUUAAGCAUAUGCUAUUCCUACAAAGUGUAACCAGGUAUGCAGAGAAAAUUAAGCAAGCUGAUGAACCAAAGUUGAUCGACAAAGAGAGUGGCGUCGUCUUGAAAGACAACCCAGAUGGUGGCAAAAAUGGUGGUGCCACAUGGGCCUACGAGGUUGCUGGGAAAACUAUGGUUUGCCCUAUAAUCAUUGAGGAUCUUUCGCCACCUGGUCAGAUGCUUAUUGAGAUGCUCUGCGAGGAACGCGGGCUCUUUUUGGAGAUAGCUGACAACAUACGUGGAUUUGGUCUGACGAUCUUGAAAGGGCUAAUGGAACUCCGCGAUGGCAAGAUAUGGGCCCGGUUUCUUGUUGAGGCAAACAGAGAAGUCACAAGGAUGGAUAUAUUUUUGUCACUUGUUCAGUUACUGGAGCAAAACAGCCUCGUUCAAUCAACCGAGCAGAUGGCAAAGGUCAUGAACAAUGGGGUUCCAUCCUUCACAGACCAUCAGCUGUCUCCGCUACCGAUUCCGGUAGGCAUUGCUGAGAGACUGCAGUGACUCGGAUUAGAUAGGAUUAGUCGACUCAAUUGAUAGCAAAAUUGGUAGUCAGAACUCCAUGCAUUUGACACUGCCUAGCGUUGAGACCUGACAGCAUCACUACUGCUAGAAAUGCCAGUAUCAAGAAUAUUACUGAUGCAAACGCGAGCUUCUAGUGCAGAAAUUAUGAACUCCCCAGACCAUGACUGGGGGGUGGUCAAUGAUGUCUAUCUCAUUGUCUCUAGCCUAGUUAGAAAUCCUAUGUUGCCGCCUUGCACCUGGGUAGCUGGGUUCUUGAUACUGGUGUUUCUGUAUGCAGUGAUGGCAGCGUUUCUGGUAGCCUCAAGGAGUAACACUGGGCUAUGCCCCGCAUUUUCAUUUUGUGAUUAUAUAUUGUAUAGUGAGCCAACUAACUAUGCAAUAUAUCAAAGCUUAAUAUA